Lactuca sativa (garden lettuce) is the source of this 1771-nucleotide messenger RNA. RefSeq names its product serine carboxypeptidase-like 17. Gene Ontology annotation, molecular function: acyltransferase activity, transferring groups other than amino-acyl groups; serine-type carboxypeptidase activity. The record is from RefSeq and is a predicted model, not a curated record. Gene Ontology annotation, biological process: proteolysis; secondary metabolic process. NCBI's taxonomy places the organism in Eukaryota, Viridiplantae, Streptophyta, Magnoliopsida, Asterales, Asteraceae.
UAUCCCACUACACAAGUGAUAUAAAUCUUUGGGUUCCGAACCUCUAUACAUAGAAUUAUUUUCUUAGAAACACCAUGAAACCACAAUCACAAUAUUAUCAUUUACAACCUAAGAACCAUGUUAAGAAGAUCAACAACCUAGUCUUUUCUGGUGUCUUUCUUCUAGUAAUUUCGUCGGGGGUUAUAGAGUCUCAGUCAAUUGUUAAGACACUACCAGGUUUUGUUGGUGAUCUACCUUUCAUUCUCGAAACUGGAUACAUCGGGGUAGGAGAAUCCAAUGAUGUGCAGUGGUUUUACUACUUUGUUGAGUCUGAAGGGAACCCAGAAAAAGACCCUCUCAUGCUUUGGCUCACGGCAGGCCCUGGUUGUUCUGCUCUUACGACUCUUGUGUCUGAAACAGGUCCGAUUAUAUUCAACAAAGCAAAUUCCACUUUGGAGAAGCCAAUACUCGAGAUAAAUCCUGACAGAUGGAUACAGGCGGCUAACAUAUUAUAUCUUGAUCAACCUGCUGGUGCUGGAUUCUCGUAUGCAAAAACUCCUGAAGCUUACACAACAAACGAUACCUUAUCAACAAUGCAAAUUUACGAUUUUCUAAAGAAGUGGCUUGUGGAUCAUCCUAAAUUUCUCAACAAUCCAUUCUAUCUUGGUGGUGAUUCCUACAAUGGCAUAUUGGUGCCAAUGGUUCUUCAAGAAAUAUACAAUGGUAAUGAAGUUGGAGAAGAACCACAAAUCAAAAUCAAAGGGUACAUGCUUGGUAAUCCACUAACAGACAGACGUGGAGACUAUAAUUCAAGAAUUACAUUUGCUCAUCGUGUGGCACUAUUAUCAGAUAUGAUCUACGAGUCAGCUGAAGAAAAUUGUCAUGGAGAGUUCUUGAAUGUAGAUCCUAAAAACAGUCUCUGCAUGCAUGAUCUUCAGAUCGUAUAUAAGUGCAUAGAAAGAAUUAACAAGAAGUACAUCUUAGAUCCUGUUUGUGACACUUCAAAUACCUUUAAAAAUUCUCAUCUCUUAAGGAGGGGCUUAUCAUCUCUUAACAAGACCGCUAUGAAUAUGUUGUUGUUGCCUCAAGUUAAAAGACAAUGGUGUCGUGGAGACAACACUUUAUCCACUGUAUGGGCUAAUCAAAAAGAUGUACGCAAGGCUCUUCGUAUUAAUGAGGAAUAUGAUGAAAUCAAAUGGGUGCCAUGUAAUGAAAGCUUGACUUUUGAUUAUGGAAAGGAAGCUAUAUCUUACACGAACAAUGUCCUCAGUAGUGUUGCAUAUCAUAAACAACUUACUUAUAAAAAUUGUCGAGCUCUUAUAUAUAGUGGAGAUCAUGACAUGGUUGUUCCAUAUGUGGGUACGUUGAACUGGAUUGAAUCAAUAAAUUUGAUACUUACAAAUGAUUGGAGACCAUGGUUUGUCGACAAACAAGUAGCCGGAUACACCAUGAAAUACUCAACUCGAAACUACAACUUAACAUUUGCUACUAUAAAGGGAGGAGGUCACAUAACUUCAUUAUACAAACCCAAAGAAAGUUUAAGCAUGGUGAUCAGGUGGCUUUCUGAUAACGCUCUUUAAGUAACAAUCCAAGAGUUUUAUGUUAGUUUCUUAUGUUAUAAGCAUCCAUUCACAACUUUAUAUAUAAGUCAAUUUCUAUUAAUAAUGUAAUAUGUUAUUUUCAUUUCUUUGUCAUUCAACCAUUCUCCUAAACCAUGGAAUGCAUUUGUAAAAGCUAAUGAGAUUACUUACACAUAUUCCUAAUAUGAAAACACAACAUUUGUCGAUGAUAA